Messenger RNA from Amorphotheca resinae ATCC 22711, 1131 nucleotides. RefSeq lists its product as hypothetical. The transcript has 3 exons. The record is from RefSeq and is a predicted model, not a curated record. Lineage: Eukaryota; Fungi; Ascomycota; Leotiomycetes; Helotiales; Amorphothecaceae. Bases 1 to 1131 code for a protein of 376 amino acids.
AUGAGAAGUUUCGGGUCAGUACUGAUUGCGGCUGCGCUACUAGCCUUGUCCUCAACUACGCCGGUGAAUAAUAUCACGACAGCUUCUAACACUUCAGAAGUCGCGGCUGUGCGCGAGUAUUUCUACAUCGGGGGGAAUUAUGAGCCCACGAGCUCGGGGACGCUGUUUGUGAAUCAGAUGUAUGUGGAGAAAUUAGUGCCCAGCCGACCAUCGCAGCGGUAUCCGCUGGUGCUCAUUCAUGGACAAGCUCAGACAGGGACCAACUGGCUGAAUAAACCAGAUGGCGGCGCCGGAUGGGCGACGUAUUUCCUGACGCAGGGCUUCACUGUCUAUAUCAUUGAUCAGACAGAGCGCGCGCGCAGCCCCUGGAACCCUGCGGGGAAUACCACUCAGACGACCUAUUCGGCUGAAAUUAUCGAAGAGCGAUUUACAGCUGUGAAGCAUUUCAAUCUCUGGCCGCAAUCACAGCUGCACACACAAUGGCCCGGGACUGGGCGUAUGGGUGACCCCAUCUUUGACCAAUACUAUGCGUCAAAUGUGCAGUUUCAGGCCAACACCGUGGCCCAGGAAACCAAAAUGCAAGCCGCGGGUGCGGCACUCCUGGACAAAAUCGGCCCGGCGGUUCUCAUUUCUCAUUCUCAGGGAGGACUUAUGCCGUGGGUUAUCGCUGACGUGAGGCCCAACUUAGUGAAAGCCAUUGUUAGCAUUGAGCCUACGGGCCCACCCUUCAUCGAUGCCGUGUUCUCGUCUGGUGCGACUCGACCGUACGGGCUGACCGACAUCCCGCUGACGUACUCGCCCGCGCCGACGAACACCACGGCGCCUUUACAGACGGCGCUCGGGGCCAAUGAUGCCGCGGGACUGGCGAACUGCACUGUGCAAGCGGAACCGGCGCGGCAGCUGGUGAAUUUCAAGAACAUCCCCGUGCUGCUUGAGACCAGCGAGGCGAGCUAUCACGCCGUGUACGAUGACUGCACCUUCAAGUUUUUGGUGCAGGCGGGGGUGCCAGCGCAACGGCUGAAGCUGGCGGAUAUUGGGAUCCAUGGAAAUGGACAUUUACAUUUCAUGGAGAAAAACAGCGAUCAGAUAGCUGCCGUGCUGCUUAGUUGGAUCGAGGAGACUGUAGGCUGA